CCACUGCUAGUCUGGUAGGACUACAUUUCCCAGCAGCCCUUCCCCUUUACUUCAUCCCCUGGAGCGUUGUUAUCUGGGAGUCGUAGUUUUUUCUCCAGUGCUUUGAAAAGAGCCAGUGGAAUGCUACAUCUCCCAUUUGACUGAGAGGAAGAGGGAAGGGUUUGGGGAGCCUCGGGGCUUCUGGGAAAGAAGGCUUUAUUAUUAUUUUCCCCGGAUGGGGAAGCGCUAUUUCUGCGACUAUUGUGACCGCUCCUUCCAGGACAACCUCCACAACCGGAAGAAACACCUGAACGGGGUCCAGCACCUCCGAGCCAAGAAGGUCUGGUACGAUCUCUUUCGAGAUGCUGCCGCCAUCUUACAGGAGGAACAGAGCAAGAAGCCGUGCCGGAAAUUCCUCCAAACGGGCCAGUGUGAUUUUGGGUCCAAUUGCCGCUUUUCGCACAUGACCGAAGUGGACUUGGAAAAUCUGAAUGCACAAGUUCAAGACGAGAGGCGAUCCCGGGAGCACCAGCAGGAGAAGACAGCAAGGCCGCCCGGCACCAUCGAGGACUGGCUGGAGAAACGGGCGAAGCGGCUCCGGGCCGCUGAGCCAGACAGUUCCCUCUCUGAGGAAGAGUUGGUUUUCCAGUAUCCACCAGGCUGGCCCCCAGUUCAGGACCUCCCACCUUCUCUGAGGGCCCCUCCACCAGGCGGGUGGAUGGUCCCCCAAAAUCUCCAGUGGGGAUGAUUACACCCGAAUUAUAAAAUAUUGAAACCAGAUGAUCCGGACAAGAUUAUGAGACUUUCGGUUAUAUCUGGACAGUGAAGUGUCCAACCUUUGGGACUCCCAUUUCCCAUUUAAAUCUUCCACCAACAUAGCCAUUUAUAAAGUAUUGUGGGAUCUGGAGUUCUUUAUACACCAGGCAGGAAAGACAUUUCCAUUUUCUGUCUUGCCCAGAUUAUUAUGGCGGAAUUAUAGGAUGCUGUUUCAUACCUUUGUUCUUAUUGUUUUCCUCUCUCUUUAUUAUUAUUAUUAUUAAGCUUUAUUUAUAUAGCGCUGUAAAUUUACACAGCACUGUACAUAAAAUCAUUUAAUUAGACGGUU
Sceloporus undulatus (fence lizard) is the source of this 1084-nucleotide messenger RNA. RefSeq names its product zinc finger matrin-type 5 (gene ZMAT5). Gene Ontology annotation, molecular function: zinc ion binding. Gene Ontology annotation, cellular component: U12-type spliceosomal complex. Bases 215 to 727 code for a protein of 170 amino acids. Lineage: Eukaryota; Metazoa; Chordata; Lepidosauria; Squamata; Phrynosomatidae. The transcript has 6 exons. The record is from RefSeq and is a predicted model, not a curated record.